Molecule: messenger RNA, 1261 nt
Organism: Daucus carota subsp. sativus
Lineage: Eukaryota; Viridiplantae; Streptophyta; Magnoliopsida; Apiales; Apiaceae
Exons: 2
Coding region: 1-951 (316 amino acids)
Source: RefSeq, a predicted model, not a curated record
AUGAAGUGUUUGUAUGUGAUAUUUAUGUUACUCAUACUUACUAAUGGAAGUGUUUGCUCAGGAGAUGAAGUUAAUCAUGAUCAUAAAAGUAUUUUGGAAAGAGUUGAAGAACAAACAUACGAAGGUGUGGAAAAAGUAAAGGAGACUGCUAAGGGAGUAAAUAGUAAGCUUAAGGAUGUUUAUGAAAAAACAAAGGGGGCUGACCUUGAUACACCCAAGAGGGUGCUGGAGGAUAUUGAAAGAAAUGUUUCCACAGGUUUAGGGUCGGCAAAGGAGUUUGUGCAAAGAGUUACAAAGGGUGGCAUGCAGAACACAGAGGAAGGGGUGAAGGGGAAACACGGUUAUUCCAAGGACUGGAAGGCUUCUAUACUAGGAGUGCUUCAUUUGCUUGGAUUAUCAAUGGCUUUCGGAAUGUCAAUGUGGAUGAGGUUUGUUUCAUGUUAUAUUCUGGGAGAUGUUUUGCCAAGAAAACAAUUUGCAUUGGUGGAGACCAAGAUGUAUCCUGUUUACUUUAGGAUACAGGCUUGCUGUAUUGGAAUUGUAUUCACGGCACAUAUCUUGAGCCAUGGGCCUAGAGUUUUCUCAAACUUUUUGGAGGUGCUUCAUGCUCUCAACAUAACUGUAGCCCUCUUGAUGUCCAUAGGCAAGAUACUUUACUUGGAGCCUCUUGCUACAAGGAUAAAGUCUAGGAGACAAAAGUUGGAAAAGGAUGCAGGGAGAGGAAGAGUUACAACUCGUCCAAGCUCAGGAAUAGCCGACGAUGCUGGUGAUCCAGUGACUGCUACAACAGAGAGGCAGGAAGAAGCUGAAGGUGAAAGAGAGACCUGUAUGUUGAGUGACAAGUUAAAGACCCUGAACAAGAUCUCCUCACACCUUAAUAUAAUGACAAUAAUAUCACUCGCGGUGCAUCUUGUGUAUGUCGGCCAGAAGAUCAAUGUGAUCUGUGUCUAGUUAACUAUCUUGCUGUUCAUCUAUGGGGGCAGGCCAAGAAGGUUUGCAAGUACAUAUCCUGUUUUGUUGUCUUCGGGUCGGAUAUGUACGGUUGUGUAUUGCAAAUAACUAACUACUACUAGCAUGAAGUUUGAGUACAAACUUCAAGUAUGUUAGAGAUGUAUGAAUAAAGUGUGUGUAAUCUUGCAUAUUUCGAGUACUAGGUAUGAGGUUUGAGUAAUGUUCUCUACCCUAGAAGUUUGUUGUACUGUAAUGUGAUGUUUAAAUGACAAUGUGGUUGUAAUUAUGUGUGAAAUUGUGGCUUCCAGUU